Blepharisma stoltei is the source of this 1783-nucleotide messenger RNA. The record is from the annotation of a GenBank genome assembly. NCBI's taxonomy places the organism in Eukaryota, Ciliophora, Heterotrichea, Heterotrichida, Blepharismidae.
AUGAUACAUUUCCCUAUAACUGCUCCAAAAUCAGCCCCAAAAACUCCAAAGCUACGGCCUCUCCAUUUGAGUAUGAAUCAGACCUUAAACCCAUCUAUACACCAUACGCGGCGGCUAAGUGAUAUCAUCACGGACAGAGAAACUUCCAGGCUACUUGAUGCUCCUAUUGCAAUUACAUUUGACCCUUCUCAGUUUAAAAUUGACGAAAAAUCUGAAAUCAACACUCAGCUGCGGCUUUUUAAAACAAAUUUUGACAAGCAUCGUCUUCAUGGCUCAAAGCGGUCAAAUUUGCUUCUAGGACUGAAAAAAGAGCUUGAAUCUUUAGAACAAGGAGAAAGGAAAAAACUCAAUUUUAUGAAACAAAGCGAAAAUCGGAUAGAAAAUCUUGAAAAAAGUAUAGAAGCUGCAUUGGUUUCACAGAAAGAAGAAAAUGAAAACAAAGAAAUAUGCUUUUUUGCCUUGAGUGGCGCGGUACGGGCGCCACUUCGGCAAGCUCCUUCUUCCAGUUGGUUCGGCCAACUCAGGUUGGUUCGGCCAACUAGAAUUGACAAGUCUCCCCCAAGAGGCCUCACUUGUCAAUUCUCCAGUUGGCCGAACCAACCUGAGUUGGCUCGGCCAACUGGAAGAAGGAGCUUGCCGAAGUGGGCGCCCAUACCGCGCCACUCAAGGCAAAAAGCUAUAUAUAUUCAUAUAUUGAAGAGAAUGAAAGAAAAUAGGGUUCAUCUAGAAAUGAAAUAUCUGAAGCUAAACCACAGCUUAAACAACCAAAUUUCAGUAGUUUUUAGCGAAAUUUCUAGAGUUGACCAUUCAAAAGAGUCCCAAUCUAAAAGCUACUAUGCGUGAAAACAGUUUAAAUAUAUUGUGGAUAGAGACCAAAAAGAAAGAAGUUUACAGAUGAAUAAGCUUGAAAGAGGAAUACAGACAGCACAAGCUGGGGUAGCAAGAAAAGAUGAAUGAAAACAAAGAAGAGCGGAUAUGCUAGAAAGAGCAAUUAUAGAGGACAGAAGCCAAAGAGAUGAAAGGCUGAGAGAAUCUUUGAUGGUCCAAAGAUUGUGGCACAAUUAUAUUAUACCUAUUUGCAGUAAACAUAAGAAUUUUUUUGUAGAAAAUGAUAGAAAAUUGAUAUUUUCAUUGUAAAAGGCAUAAUCAAAGAUUUGAAAAUGAGCGUCAAAAUUCAAGCAUUUAUGAAAAUGCUUAUCAGAGAAUAAAAAUUUCUACUGGACUACAAGAAAUUGGAUCUAUUGUAGGCAAUUUUUUAACAAAAGAGCAAACUUAUAAAGAGCUUAUGAACGCAGUUAAGGUAAAAGAAGCUGAAUGCAAUGUCUAUAGACGAAAAAUAGACGAAAUGCAAGAUUUCGUAACAAAUUUUGCUAUACAGAACUCAGAAAUUCCUGCUAACCUAGUAGAUGUUAAAGGAGAAAUCCACAAUAAAAGAAAAGAUGUGAUUGAACUCCAAGCCAAAAAAGUGGAUCUACAAAUAAAAAAAAUAAAAAUCCAGACCUGGCUAAACAGGCUUUCAAAUAAAAUAAAUGCCCUCACCAACGCAAACAUAGAAUCUACUGACAACAAAACUGUAAAAAUUUCUGAAAUUAUGGAAAAAAUAAAAGACCAAGUUAACCUUAUAUUAAGCCUUAACAGAAAAGAAGCCCUUGAAACCCUGUUAGAAAGCAGAAAAAAGAGCUUAUCAAGCAUCAUCAAUAAGAUUCCAAAGGAAAAUCUGCAUGCUUCAGAAGACCAAAAUGGCGAAUUAGCUUCGACUGAUUUAAUUGGAAACGAAAUGUAA